Messenger RNA from Ricinus communis (castor bean), 1317 nucleotides. RefSeq names its product secretory carrier-associated membrane protein 4. Lineage: Eukaryota; Viridiplantae; Streptophyta; Magnoliopsida; Malpighiales; Euphorbiaceae. Gene Ontology annotation, biological process: protein transport. The record is from RefSeq and is a predicted model, not a curated record. Gene Ontology annotation, cellular component: trans-Golgi network membrane; recycling endosome membrane. Bases 236 to 1021 code for a protein of 261 amino acids. The transcript is spliced from 13 exons.
UCACUCUAAAAAAGCAGGGAUUUGAGUUAAAAAUACACUGCAGCUAGUGUCCCUCUCUCUCUCUCUCUCAGUUACAGCGUUCAAUUAGGCGAAGUUAUAGUGCAAAAUUUAGGGAUUGAAAGGCACAGAACAAAAAAUGAGUCGGUUUCAUAACGAUCCUAACCCAUUCGAUGAAGAAGAGGUCAAUCCUUUCUCGUACUGGGAUUUGGCAAUUCAAAGCACCAUAAGUUGAGAUAUGGAUAACAUGGAUCCUGUGAACCCUAAUGGUAGUACAGCUCCUGCAUCAAAGACGCGUAUUCCUCCUUUGGGACCAGAACCUGCAGGUUUUGGACACAAUGAUGCAACAGUGGACAUCCCACUUGAUACAAUGAAUGAUCCAAAGAAGAAGGAGAAAGAGCUGGCUUCUUGGGAAGCAGAUCUUAAAAGGAGGGAAAAGGAAAUCAAAAGGAGAGAAGAUGCUGUUGCAAAAGCUGGUGUCCCUGUAGAUGACAAAAACUGGCCUCCUUUUUUCCCCAUCAUUCAUCAUGACAUAGCAAAUGAAAUACCCAUUCAUGCUCAAAGGCUGCAGUAUUUGGCUUUCGCAAGUUGGUUAGGUAUAGUUCUUUGUCUAGUCUUUAAUGUAAUUGCUGUGCUGGUCAAUUGGAUUAGAGGCGGAGGAGUCAAAAUUUUUCUUCUUGCAUCAAUCUAUGCUCUAUCUGGAAUUCCUAUGUCAUAUGUGUUAUGGUACAGGCCUCUUUAUCGUGCAAUGAGGACGGAUAGCGCAUUGAAGUUUAGUUGGUUUUUCCUGUUCUACCUGCUUCACAUUGGCUUCUGUAUAUUUGCUGCUAUCGCCCCUCCAAUUGUCUUCCAUGGGAAGUCAUUGACUGGUAUCCUUCCAGCAGUUGAUGUCAUCUCUCACCAUUUGUUAGUUGGGAUUUUCUACCUAGUGGGGUUUGGCUUGUUUUGCUUAGAGUCUCUUCUUAGUUUGUGGGUUCUUCAGAAAGUUUACAUGUAUUUUAGAGGGCAUAAAGGAGAUCACUGAAGGUUGGUGGACCAAUUUUCUAGUAUAUUUGCUGCAUCUCAGAGUGUUUCAGUAUAUUCUUACUCUAUAUUCAUCAUUUCUUCAUUGCGAGGAUCAGUUGAGCUCGUACAAUAUCAGAAGUGCUUAGUGUAUGUUAGGAAUUGAUGUAUUCUGAUUCAAUAUGAAUUUAUUUCCAUCUGUCUUUCUUAUAUUUAGUUAUGUUAUUCUGUAAUUUUGCAUUUAUAGAGCACUAAAUUUUUUCUGAAUUGCUCCAUCUGCGGAUCUCGGGCAUUAUGUUAUGUUUGAGUUUGCUUCAA